Messenger RNA from Marchantia polymorpha subsp. ruderalis, 1359 nucleotides. NCBI's taxonomy places the organism in Eukaryota, Viridiplantae, Streptophyta, Marchantiopsida, Marchantiales, Marchantiaceae. The record is from the annotation of a GenBank genome assembly.
CCGGGACAGACCGAAUGUGGGAGGUCAUGGAAGGUUGGGAGAGGUGGACGAACGGGUUGUGGACGGAGAGGCAGGCCAGGCACCGGCGGGAGAAACCGGUCGCACGGGUCCAGGCGGGGAAAUGGCAAACCCUAACCAGAUGCUGGUGCAUAUGAACCCUAACGAGCAAUUUGUCACUCUUUUCGUCUUUUCGCUGAAAGAGAUCCCUCGCGGCUACUCUCACCUGUGGAGCUUCCAUAGCUGCUCAAGCGUAAAUCUCACCAGCCCCAAUCGCUCCAAGUGAGAUUUGUAAGGCACAAUGGUGAGGAUCAGCGUCCUUAACGAUGCUUUGAAGAACAUGUUCAACGCUGAGAAGCGUGGAAAGCGUCAGGUCCUUAUUAAGCCUUCUUCGAAGGUUAUUAUUAAGUUUCUGUCAGUCAUGCAGAAACACGGCUACAUCGGAGAGUUCGAGCUCGUGGAUGACCACAGAGCAGGAAAGAUUGUUGUUGAACUCAACGGUAGGUUGAACAAGUGCGGGGUUAUCAGUCCUCGCUACAACAUCGGUGUGUCAGAGCUCGAAGAUUGGACCGCCAGACUUUUGCCUUCCCGUCAGUUCGGAUUCAUCGUGCUGACCACGUCCGCUGGUAUCAUCGAUCACGACGAAGCCCGAAGAAAGAACGUCGGAGGAAAGGUUUUGGGAUUUUUCUACUGAGAGUAAAGAGGCAGCAAACGAGAAUGGUUAUAAUGUGGAAGUCGUUUUCUAGGAUAGAAGUCCAUCUACCUGCCCCCUCCUGGCGAGCGACAGAAGCUCGGGUGCAGGAAGUGGAUGAAGCGAAGUAUGAGUAAGAAAAAUUCAUACUAUGAAAUCUUCUUACGAGUCAGUGAAGGCCAGGUUUCACUCAUUUUUUGUACUUAACAUAUAUUGGAGCAAUGAAUGAUGGGUGUCUCUUCCGCACCUCGUGUCUACGUCUCUGAAUUCUAUCCGACCUUAAUGGAGCUGAAUUCAACUAAUCGUGGACCCGACCCGAUUGACCCAUCUUUACAUUGUAGGAAGAGUUGUGCUGUCCCACUCUGGACACGUACAUUCAGGCUUUACAAGGUUCUAGUUAUCUGCAUUGUCCGGGCUUAUCUUGCACUUUGGGGGUGGAAAAUUUAGCACCUGGGCACCUUGUUCCGUUAUUCUUUCUAUGUCAAAUCUGUUGCGCUAGGCUGUGAUUGGGAGGUCUGCUUAGCCUCCGGUUUCUUAGCUUGGCAUGCAUUUGGUGGAGGCCGUGCGCAUACCUGUUAACUCAGGAAGUUGCAGGAGGCAUGUAAGUUAAUACCUCACAGUUGUUAUGGACCUUAAGCCUGUCCUGAAUUUCAUGUAAUGAAUAUGACUCA